Messenger RNA from Loa loa (African eye worm), 552 nucleotides. RefSeq lists its product as hypothetical. The record is from RefSeq and is a predicted model, not a curated record. Lineage: Eukaryota; Metazoa; Nematoda; Chromadorea; Rhabditida; Onchocercidae. The coding region runs from base 1 to 552 and encodes 183 amino acids. The transcript has 4 exons.
AUGUUGUCACGGAGCGGAAAUUUAACAUGUGAACCAGAGGAACUAGGCAUUCAUACACGUUCGUUAGCAGUGGAUGUACCUAAAAGCGGACAUAUCCUUCAACCUCAUCUUCAGUUCUCUGGGCUACCGUUGAUUUCGAGAGAUAUGUUAUCGACAGUGAUCAGUGAUACUAGAUAUAUCAGCCCAUUCACUAACAGUGAUUGUCUCGUUGCAUUGAUUCCGGGGAGUUCCGCUCCCACUCGUACGCUGAUAACGAUGUUUACAUGUGCAAGAUUUGCGCAAUGGUUGACAGAUGGUACGAGAGGGACCGUCGCUUCAUCUGGUCAGAAUGAGUUCUGGUUUGUCGGUGACUUGGUCUUUUUGUUUGCACUACUUGUUGAAAAGAGAAUGAUUUGGGUCGGUAAGUGGUCGGAGGCGAAGCAAGCAACAGAGGGAGGGAACACUGCCAAUCGAACCUCAAUCAUCGAAACAUCAUCCAUAGAAGAGACGCGACGAAGGCGUAGCUGUAAACGAAGGCGAGAACGGGACAGAGGUGUUGUAGAGAGUGAUUGA